CUGGUGUCCCCUGUCCAAGUGCCCCAACCCUCCCUGUCGCUGCACCCCAGCCAGGGGGUGUCCCUGGGGGACACUGUCACCCUGCGGUGCCACCUGCCCAGCCCUGUUGCCCGGGUCAUGCUCUACCAGAACAGACAAUGGAGAACCAAGAAGGAGAAGGAGAAGGGGCAGACCACAGUGGAGUUCUCCUUUCUUAACACAAGGAGGACAGACAUGGGGAUGUAUCAGUGCCAAUAUCGGGUGUUGGAUCCACCUGGAACAUCAGAGCAGAGUGACCCCGUGGAACUGCUGGUGACAGAUCACACUUUCCCCCCACCUGGCAUUUCCCUGAGCCCUGACGAACACGUGAGAACUGGGACCAAUGUCACAAUCCAGUGCUGGAACCAGGGUUAUCGGGGCACCAUCUUCCUGCACAAGGACGGGCACUCAGCCUCUGUUAAGCGCCAGGACCCCGAUGGUGGGGGCAUGGCCACUUUCACCCUCUUUCCAGUGACGCCAGCAGAUGCUGGCACCUAUAGGUGCUCCUACCGCCCCGCGGGAUCCUACUUUUUGUCCUCACCCCUUGGGGACAACGUGACACUGAAGGUGACACCCGGACCUGUGCACCCAGGUGGCACGGAGCAGCUGCAUGGGAACAUGUUGGCAGCAGUGGCGGGGGGCUGUGCUGCCACCCUCGUGUUCAUCCUCAUCCUCUUCUUCCUCCACGCUGCCCGCAGAUGCCGGAUGUGGACAGACGAGAGCCAUGAUGCAGGUGCCCCCAGAAUGCCCGAGGUCGUGCAUCUCCAGGUCAGUGUCUGUGUCAGCCAACCCCAAAUCCCAAUCUGCCCCUUGCGUCCCCAAGCCCAACUCGGGAACCACAAUCCCUGCCCUUGGGGAGCCCACAAGACCUCCAGCCCCAAGUGGCUUACCACAACUUCAUGUGCACCCCCAAAUCCAGCCCAUGGGAAACACCCAAUCUGCACCAUGGGGGCUGUUUGGGGCCCACAUUUAAGCCCCCAAACACCCUGGUGCCCACCGAGCCCCAAACAGCCCACAGACCCCAUGGCCACCCUCACAUCGAGAAACAGGACCCCAACACUGCCCAUGGUCUCCAGUGUCUGACCCCUAGGGACCCCGUAUCUCAGCCCCAAACCCACCCUCUUGGACACUCCCCCUGCAGACUUACACCAUGGAUGUUCCCCACCAAGCACACUGUGGAUCCCCAUGGUGGCACUCCACUGUUCCCCUCUGUCCCCACGUGCCCCCAAGUGACAGCGAGUGUCUGACCUAUGUCGAGCUGCAAGCUGAGCCCCCCAGCACUCGGCCCUGUGCUCCCCCGGCUUCCUCUCAUCCCCGUGUUAUCUACGCUGAUGUGUGCACUGGGGGACCCCGCUGAUGUCCCCCAUUUUUGUAGACAAACAUGUGGAUGUUGUGUGCCACGUGCACUUCAUCUGUGCAGAGUGCUGGUGUCUUGGGUGUGCUCACAAUUGUGUGUACGCUGCAUGCAUGUGCCACUGC
Molecule: messenger RNA, 1497 nt
Organism: Numida meleagris (helmeted guineafowl)
Lineage: Eukaryota; Metazoa; Chordata; Aves; Galliformes; Numididae
Product: T-cell-interacting, activating receptor on myeloid cells protein 1-like
Exons: 4
Source: RefSeq, a predicted model, not a curated record